Molecule: messenger RNA, 946 nt
Organism: Cuscuta europaea
Lineage: Eukaryota; Viridiplantae; Streptophyta; Magnoliopsida; Solanales; Convolvulaceae
Source: the annotation of a GenBank genome assembly
CCACGGUCAAACCAUCUCCAUCUCAAUUUCCACUCAUUCCUUCGCACCUGAAAACCAACUCACAAACAGAAUGGCCCCCAAACUGGAAAAGAAAUCCGCGGAGGAGAAGAAUGUCUCCGCCGAGAAAACUUCGACGGAGAAGCCCGCCAAGGCCGGGAAGAAGCUCCCCAAGGAAACCAGCGCAGGAGAAAAGAAGAAGAAGAAGGUGAAGAAGAGCGUCGAGACCUACAAGAUCUACAUCUUCAAGGUGUUGAAACAGGUGCAUCCAGACAUCGGGAUCUCCAGCAAGGCCAUGGUGAUCAUGAACAGCUUCAUCAAUGACAUCUUCGAGAAGCUCGCUCAAGAGGCUUCCAGGCUCGCCCGCUAUAACAAAAAGCCGACCAUCACCUCCCGGGAGAUCCAGACGGCGGUGAGGCUCGUGCUUCCGGGUGAAUUGGCUAAGCACGCCGUGUCAGAAGGAACGAAGGCGGUCACCAAGUUUACCAGCUCUUGAUGAUUUUGAUCCUGUCAAUGGCGUCGGCUCGUCGCGGUGAAAUGAUUUAGGGUUAUGGAUUGCAAUCGUUCUACCUCCUAUUUUGUCCCCAUACAGUUUUGUGUUCCUUUGCGGGUGCAAACGAAGAAUUAUACAAGUUUGAUAAACAAUGGCGUUAAUAUCUUUUGGAUUUGAAUAUUAAAUUUGAUUUUGUUACCGGGUAUGCAAUUCCAACUAAUAAAAUUUGGGAUUCAUAUAAUAAAAUCACAUUGUGGUUGAUUUUGUAUGGUAUAAUUAUUGAACAUUUCAAGCUGCUUCGCUCCUUAGCUGGAGUCGUUUGAAUCUAUUGAAUUCAUUACGUGGUGUAUUGUACUUGAAUGAGAUGAGUUUUCAGAAAGUUCUAUAUAGAGUAAUUCUUUUGAAGGAUAUGUAAAAUUAUUUUAUUAAUAAAAUAAAUAAAAUUUUAUACUCCCU